AACUUCCAUGUGCCACUUCAUCGAGGAGACUAUUUCCCCGACUCAGCUGUCCACAAUUAUCCAACUCCAUAUAUUAGAACAACUAAUAUGGUGCCAACAGGCUAUCCAUGGCGACCACCAGCACCAGCCGCUGUCAUGGACCUACCGCCACCACCACCGUAUCCAGCCGGACGCAAAGCGCCAAUGGUGAUGUGA
Strongylus vulgaris is the source of this 195-nucleotide messenger RNA. The record is from the annotation of a GenBank genome assembly. NCBI's taxonomy places the organism in Eukaryota, Metazoa, Nematoda, Chromadorea, Rhabditida, Strongylidae.